Messenger RNA from Cornus florida, 1563 nucleotides. Its product is annotated as protein PELOTA 1. The record is from RefSeq and is a predicted model, not a curated record. The transcript has 16 exons. Gene Ontology annotation, biological process: RNA surveillance; nonfunctional rRNA decay; nuclear-transcribed mRNA catabolic process, non-stop decay. Bases 238 to 1374 code for a protein of 378 amino acids. Lineage: Eukaryota; Viridiplantae; Streptophyta; Magnoliopsida; Cornales; Cornaceae. Gene Ontology annotation, cellular component: cytoplasm.
UCACGGGCCGGUCCUCUCUGGAUCCAUGGCCAACACGUCGAAUAGUUUCCACGGUGGAUAUUUCCUAAACCAGAACUAAGUUAUUUCCUAAACGAGGUGGAGAUUUACUUUCUCUGCGCAUAUGUUAUGUGUCGAAUCCUUUCCCAGAUGGAGAUUUGUUUACUAAACCAGGCGAAUCAAAUAGGGUUUUGUAAAGGUAGAUAGGGUUUUGUAAUCUUCUUCUUUCCUCCGUUCGAAAUGAAGAUCGUUCGUAGAGACCUGGUUCGUGAUGGGCCUGGCAGUGUCAAGAUGAUUCCACAAGAAUCCGAUGAUUUAUGGGUGGCUUAUAACUUGAUAGCUGUAGGUGACACAGUCCUAGCUGUUACAGUCAGGAAAGUUUUAAGAGAAGCAGCUUCUGGAGGAAGAGAUGCGGAACGCGUGAAGCUGAAACUGGAAAUAAAUGUGGAGUCUGUGGAUUAUGACAAAGAAGGGGCUGUUUUGCGCAUACGUGGAAAGAACAUCCUGGAAAACGAACAUGUUAAGAUAGGGGCAUUUCACACUCUAGAAAUUGAUCUUCAUCGACCUUUUGUGCUAAGAAAGGAAAUUUGGGACUCACUUGCGUUAGAUGUACUCCGUCAAGCUUCAGAUCCUUCUGCAAGUGCUGAUCUAGUGGUGGUUUUAAUGCAAGAAGGAUUGGGACAGAUCUUCCUAAUUGGUAAAAGUGUGACAACUACUCGUUCACGGAUAGAAGUGCCAAUUCCUCGCAAGCAUGGACCUUCUAUUGCUGGUUAUGAUAAAGCUUUGAGCAAGUUCUUCGAGAAUGUUUUACAGGCUUUCCUGAAAUAUGUUGACUUCAAGGUUGUCCGCUGUGCUGUGAUUGCAAGUCCAGGGUUCACUAAGGAUCAAUUUCAUCGUCACUUAUUGUUGGAGGCGGAAAGGAGACAACUGAGACCUAUUAUUGAGAAUAAAUCACGCAUAAUUCUAGUGCAUACAACCUCUGGAUACAAGCAUAGUUUGAGAGAGGUGUUGGAUGCCCCAAAUGUAAUGAAUAUGAUUAAAGAUACAAAAGCAGCACAGGAGGUCCAAGUUCUAAAGGAUUUCUUCAGCAUGCUUUCAAAUGAUCCUGAUCGUGCAUGCUAUGGACCAAAGCAUGUUGAGGUUGCCCAUGAACGAAUGGCAGUCCAGACACUUCUCAUCACUGACGAACUCUUCAGGAGUGCUGAUAUAGCAGCAAGGCAAAAAUAUGUUAAGUUGGUCAAUUCAGUCAAAGCUUCAGGGGGCACCACUCACAUAUUUUCAUCUAUGCACGUGUCAGGAGAGCAACUUGCGCAGCUGACCGGGAUUGCAGCAAUCCUUCGUUUCCCCCUGCCAGACCUGGAAGACAUUGAGAUGUGACGGAAGAUUUUUGGGUUAUUGAGCUAAUUAUUAUUUAAUUGGCUUCUUGUUGUUGUAUCUUAGUUUAUCUUCCAUUUUAUUUAUAAUGAUAUGCAUGAGAGUGUAGGAUCAACUUCUGCGCAGUGGAAAAACAUUUAUUUGUAAUGUAACUAAUAAUAUGUUUAAUAGCAAUGCAUCAUUUUUCUUUUC